GCCGUGCACCCCGCGCCCCGCCUUCGGGGAGACAUGCAGAUGAUGACCAGGAACGUCCUGCUGGACAUGGAGCUGGAGGACGACGACGACGAGGAUGGAGAUAUCGGUCAUGUUCCUGCCUCCAGGAUGCCUUUUCUGGCUCCUCAAACUCUUCUCCCAUCCAGCCUGGUGCUGGAAAAUUUUGAACAGACAAUUGUCCCCAGUUUUGGAUCACUGGAAAGUCAGCAGGAUUUCCGAACCCCAGAAUUUGAGGAAUUUAAUGGACAACCUGACUCUCUCUUUUUUAAUGAUGGCCAGCGAAGAAUUGAUUUUGUUUUAGUGUAUGAUGAAAGUAGCAGAAAAGAGACCAAUAAAAAAAAGGGGCUGAAUGAAAAACAAAGGAGGAAAAGACAAGCAUAUGAAUCUAACCUCAUCUGUCAUGGCCUGCAGCUAGAAGCAACAAGAUCAGCUUUAGAUGAUAAGCUGGUAUUUGUGAAAGUGCACGCCCCGUGGGAAGUGUUGUGCACUUAUGCAGAGGUCAUGCACAUCAAGCUGCCCCUGAAGCCCAGUGACCUGAAAGCCCGGUCAUCAGCCUUUGGAAGGCUGAACUGGUUUACCAAAUUCCUCCGAGUGGAUGAGAGUCUCAUCAAACCUGAACAAGAGUUCUUCACUGCCCCAUUUGAGAAGAGACGGAUGAAUGAUUUUUACAUCCUUGAUAAAGAUUCCUUCUUCAAUCCAGCCACUAGGAGCCGUAUUGUUUACUUCAUCCUUUCUCGGGUCAAAUAUCAAGUGAUGAACAACGUUAACAAGUUUGGGAUUAACAGACUUGUAAGCUCUGGAAUCUACAAAGCAGCAUUCCCUUUGCAUGAUUCCAAAUUCGGAUCGCCCUCAGAGGACCCCAGCUGCCCUAAUGAGCGGUACCUUCUGUACAGGGAGUGGGCUCAUCCUCGAAGCAUAUACAAGAAGCAGCCCUUGGAUCUUAUCAGGAAGUAUUAUGGAGAGAAGAUCGGCAUCUACUUCGCUUGGCUGGGCUACUACACUCAGAUGCUGCUGCUGGCAGCAGUAGUAGGGGUAGCUUGCUUUCUGUAUGGCUAUCUGAAUCAAGAUAACUGCACAUGGAGCAAAGAAGUGUGUGACCCUGAUAUUGGUGGCCAGAUCCUAAUGUGUCCUCAGUGUGAUAGGCAUUGUCCAUUCUGGAAGCUCAAUAUAACUUGUGAGUCCUCAAAGAAAUUAUGCAUCUUUGACAGCUUUGGAACCCUGAUCUUUGCAGUAUUUAUGGGAGUAUGGGUGACCUUGUUUUUGGAGUUCUGGAAGCGGCGCCAGGCAGAGCUUGAGUACGAAUGGGACACGGUUGAGUUACAGCAGGAAGAACAAGCCCGGCCAGAAUAUGAAGCACAAUGCAACCAUGUGGUGAUAAAUGAGAUCACUCAGGAGGAAGAGCGCAUCCCCUUCACAGCCUGCGGAAAAUGUAUCCGAAUCACUCUGUGUGCAAGUGCUGUCUUUUUCUGGAUUCUGCUCAUCAUCGCUUCUGUGAUCGGGAUCAUUGUCUACAGGCUCUCGGUGUUCAUUGUCUUCUCUACAAACCUUCCCAAAAACCCCAGUGGAACAGACCCCAUCCAGAAGUACCUGACCCCACAGAUGGCCACAUCCAUCACUGCUUCCAUCAUCAGCUUCAUCAUUAUCAUGAUUCUGAACACCAUUUAUGAGAAAGUGGCUAUCAUGAUCACCAACUUUGAACUCCCAAGGACCCAGACUGACUAUGAGAACAGCCUGACCAUGAAGAUGUUCCUCUUCCAGUUUGUCAACUACUACUCCUCGUGCUUCUACAUUGCCUUCUUUAAGGGCAAAUUUGUAGGCUAUCCAGGAGACCCAGUGUACUGGCUGGGAAAAUACAGAAAUGAAGAGUGUGACCCAGGUGGCUGUCUUCUUGAACUGACAACCCAGCUGACAAUCAUCAUGGGAGGAAAAGCAAUCUGGAAUAACAUACAAGAAGUACUGCUUCCCUGGAUCAUGAAUCUAAUUGGUCGAUUUCAAAGAGUUUCAGGAUCAGAAAGGACAACUCCACGGUGGGAACAAGAUUAUCAUCUGCAGCCCAUGGGCAAACUGGGACUCUUUUAUGAGUAUCUUGAAAUGAUUAUUCAGUUUGGGUUCGUCACCUUAUUUGUGGCCUCUUUUCCACUGGCUCCUCUGCUGGCGCUGGUGAACAAUAUAUUGGAAAUAAGAGUGGACGCGUGGAAACUGACUACCCAGUUUAGACGCAUGGUGCCAGAAAAAGCCCAGGACAUCGGCGCAUGGCAGCCCAUCAUGCAAGGAAUAGCCAUCCUGGCUGUGGUAACCAAUGCCAUGAUCAUUGCUUUCACAUCAGACAUGAUCCCCCGCCUGGUAUAUUACUGGUCCUUCUCUAUCCCUCCCUAUGGAGACCACGCCGACUACACUAUGGAGGGUUACAUCAAUAACACCCUCUCCAUCUUCAACAUCACGGACUUCAAAAACACAGACAAGGAAAAUCCAUACAUUGGGCUUGGUAACUACACCUUGUGCAGGUAUCGUGACUUUCGAAACCCACCUGGGCACCCACAGGAGUAUAAACACAACAUCUACUAUUGGCACGUGAUUGCUGCCAAGCUGGCUUUUGUCAUUGUCAUGGAGCAUAUCAUCUACUCUGUGAAAUUUUUCAUUUCAUAUGCAAUUCCAGAUGUCUCCAAAAGCACGAAGAGUAAAAUCAAGAGAGAGAAAUACUUAACACAGAAGCUUCUUCAUGAGAGCCACCUCAAAGAUCUGACGAAAACCUUGGGGGUUAUAGCCGAGAGGGUGGGUGAGGCAGUGGAGAACAGUUUACGACCAAAGUCAGAAUGAGAAUGUUCUGUCCUGAGACACAUUUGGAAGAGUUGAACUCUGUCACAGUGUAUUACAAGUGCCUACUGAGAAGGUCUAAGUGAAGGCACUUUGGUGAAUAUGAGUCUUAACUAGUGCCAUUGUCAUGCGUAUUACAUUUCAGUUUCAGCUAGCUGCAAAGAAUGGGAAAUGUAAAACUUUGAUCAAGAAGCACAUAAAACUACCUACCUGGAAAACCUGAAUAUGUGCCCUGAUUUUGAUGAAUUGGAAUUUUAGUAACACAGAAAAAGUCUUUCAGUGUGCUGAAAGCCAUGCUUCCUAAAGCAUCCUGGCCUCUCUUUACUGUCCCAAGUAUUUCCAUUCUCAUUGGUACUGUUCAUUUCUUCUCUUUCCUAAAUAUGUCCCAGGCUGACCUUAUCCUGGCAGAACACCACUAAAGACCAGGCAUGCCUCCUGCCUUAAUUGCUUUGGGUCAUUGAAAAUAGCUAGCCCAGAAUUGACUGUGAAUGUUUUGUCAAGUGGCGAUUGACUCAAAAAUCCUCAGUAUUUCAGUGUAUUUAUUAUUCCUCCCCCGCAGAGAGGAAGCCUCAGUAAGGAGAAAUCAUUUCCAUGAUUGUUUCAGCCUGUCUUCCCAUUGCAAAGAAAUAGUGUCCUGGCUUCAAUAUAGCUUUGAAGCAUAUUUCUACUAAUCCUCCAUGUCACAAUUGUCUUCGGGGAGCUGUCCCACAAUGCUCUCUGCCUAAUCAGUGCUGCCUGCUUUACAGAUGUCAAGGGAGUAAAUGACAAAAGUAAGAAAGUUUCAGAUCCAAGUAAAAAUCAUAUCUUAUGUUGAUCUGCCAAUUUACCUCUUCUUAAUGUGUGUAGUUUCUUAGGAAAAUGAUAAUCAGAUGACGAUAAUCAAUUUUUAUCCGCAUAAUUGUGUGGAAAACACAAGCCAAUCAACUUUCCAUAGCAGACACAUUCACCUGACACAGGAGCGCACCUUACGAGAGUCACCAAGGACUUCUGAAGGACUUCUGGCAAAGCCCUUUGGCUUGACAAUGCUACACAUGUCAGAGGGACAGCAAACACCCAGAUCAUGAGCCACGCUUGUGAUCCUUAUGUGGGAAGUCUCUUUCACAGAUUCCUGCAUUACUAUCUCUGCUUGCCAAAGAACCCACAGAUCAAAGCUGCUGCCACGUGGUCAAGGCUUCCUUGCUCCACUAACAUGUCUGUAAGUAUGUUCACACUAGAAGCAAGAGUCGACCUGGAUUAUUGCUCAUUAAGAAAGGAGACGCUGAAUUUAAUUUGAGUGUCAAGCCUCCACUGGAACCGUUGGAAGGGAUAAUUUGUCACAAGAUGGCAUGCUGCUGAGCAGCCUUGCCCAGUGCCUGGCCCUCUGCUGGGUCUGGAGAAGGCACCAGCUGCAGCUCUCCCCUUUGGCCUGCAGUAGAUCAGUGCUGGGGGAAGAGGAGAUCCCUGGUAUCCCCAUCUCAGGGUGGGCUUCUGCCAACUUGGAUACUAGGAGCCUGCCUAGUGGAGUACCAACUGCCUGGGAAAGGAAACAUGUCUGAGAACCCCCUUCUAGAGACUUGUUGAAAUAAUGCAUCAUAAGUCCAGGUCAUAGUUUGAAGUGCCUGCAGAAAAUUUUUUUUUUCUAAUUUUGGAGUAUCAGUAGGAUUCAUCAAAGCAUUGUUGUGUGCCUUUGAGUUUCCCACCAUUGUUGAUACAUUGUGUUAGCAAUGUGGUCAGAAAGGCCCUAAAGCCCCAUGAGUUAAACUGCACCGCCACAAGGAUGGCUGCCUUCCUGCAGGAGGAAACUUCUCCGCACAGCUGAGAGCAGGUUGCCGCUGUGCUCUUCGCUGGCGACUUCAGAGGAGUCCUCACCACCUCUUGUCUACCUGCUAUGUAUGUCAUAGUGGAAAUAGAAAUGCUUUCACCUUCUCUCUUUACCCUCUUUCUUUGUGUAUAUGAAGGGAUUUUAAAAGAAAAGUACAUUUGCUCACCCAUACCCCCACCUAAGAGGACCCUCUGCAGAGUUUAAAAUAUGCUGCUGUGGAUGGGAUAAAUAGAAAACAAAAUUGUGUUUCUAAAUGCAGCAGGUGGGUGUCUGAUGGCCACGAUGCCUGAGUGUCAAGUUGCACUGACAUCAGCAGUGCUGGUGUGUCCGAUGCUGAGUGGGUGAUGGAGAGAAGCAGGCUACCCUGGGAAUCCCAGCAGAUGCAGCCCCCAGCCCCAGGAACACAGGGGCAGGACAGGAGCCUGUGAGGAAGUCAUCUUGUCCAUAGCCAGUCCAGCAUAACCACUAGAGAAAUUUUAUCUUUAUCCAUUUGUUAUGCCUGUGAAUUUUAAUGAUUAAAGCAUUAGACCAAAUACUCAGGGGAUUUUUUUCAUUUGAAUAUCCCUCAAAUAUUCAUAUACUUCAUUAGAAGUAGAAACUGUAGUUUUUGUUUUAAAGCUGAACAAAGCCAUCUUGUGAAAUGUUUGUCACCAGGUUUUCCCUUUGCACUGCAUGUGGAUCUUGACUGUCACAGGACAUUCAUUCACAGUGGGGACAGACUGCUCCUGUGGAAGUGUUUGAAACUGUGUGAGCAGCAUAGCGAGGUGGAGCUGAACUUCUUAUCCUGCUUGCUGCAGCACAUUGUGGCUUAAGAUGUAAAGUUUGUAAUUAAUGUUUGUUAAUUUCUAUGCUUUUAAAUAUUCUUUUAUAAUUAUAAGCAUUUUAAUAAAUUCAUUUUUACAGACAAUA
Jaculus jaculus (lesser Egyptian jerboa) is the source of this 5542-nucleotide messenger RNA. It is a transcript of the gene Ano6, whose product is annotated as anoctamin 6. The coding region runs from base 34 to 2835 and encodes 933 amino acids. The record is from RefSeq and is a predicted model, not a curated record. Gene Ontology annotation, biological process: calcium activated phosphatidylcholine scrambling; calcium activated phosphatidylserine scrambling; chloride transmembrane transport. The transcript is spliced from 21 exons. Lineage: Eukaryota; Metazoa; Chordata; Mammalia; Rodentia; Dipodidae. Gene Ontology annotation, cellular component: plasma membrane. Gene Ontology annotation, molecular function: protein dimerization activity; chloride channel activity.